ACACAACCAGGUAGAGUAAACCCGGAAGCUCAGUAUGUGUUGUUGUCUGACGCUGUAAACACCCCAGAUCGGAGGCCCCCAUCCUAUUCUGACGCAGUUGCUUGAUCUCCUCACACAUAAGUUCUGGCAGUGAGCACAGGAGCUCCCCCACGAGGCAUCAUCACCGGGUCCUCUAUACGUCGCCAGCAUGAGGAGUCCACGGCUGCUGCUACUACUGCAGCUGUGUUUCUUCGUCAGCGCCUCCUUCGUGCAUAUCUCAGACGCCCAAGACAUCGAAAAUCCGGCAACUGAUCCAGGAGUGAUCAGCAGCGAGUGUAAUAAAGCAGGAGGAAAGUGCAUCUUACUGGAGGAGGAGGGAGAAGGACCCAAGUGUUCCUUCCUCCUUAACUCGUCUGAUUGUCCCCAAGAUACUUCCUGCUGUCUGUUUCAGAAAACACCUGGUGAGAGAGAGGAGGAGAGUGAGACACCAGCAGAAGAAGGAACCGAGAGAAAACGGGCGAAGAGAAGUACCAGAAAUGAGGGUCGGGAGGGGACAGAAUCAGGUAGAAAUUAUGACAAAAAAUCGCCAACAGAGAAGAGAAAGUCAAAGACAAGUCCCAAGGAGCAACGAAAGAGGGAGAAUGAGAAGAGUUUGGACAAGUCUGAUAACCCUAGGAAAAAAAUAAAGAAAAAUCGCCAGGAAAAGAAGAACGGAAAACAGUCAAGAAAAAAAGGAAAGGAAACUCUGGAAAGGAACCGAAAAAAGAAACAGGAUACAGGAUCGAACAAGAAGCAAAAAUAUGACAAGAGACUCGAGAAGGUGAACGUAGGAACUCUCACAAAGAAGAUAAGCAGCACAGAGAGGGAGAAGCAGAAGAAGAAGAAACCAAAGAGAAAAAAACCUGACGAUGAAGACGAUAAAGGCAAGGAAGGGAAGAUGAAGGUCCUCAAAAAGCAGCGUACAGGAUCGAACAAGGAAAAAACAAAUGACGAACGACUCGAGAAAGUGAAAGCAGGAACUCUUAAAAAGAAGAUAAGCAGCACGAAAAGGGAGAAGCAGAAGGAAAAACCAAGGAGAAAAAAAACUGACGAUGAUGACGAUAAAGGCAAGGAGGGGAAGCUGAAACUCGUCAUGAUGGAGGGAGAAGGAUCAGUGGAAGAGGCACGUAGCGGUAAACCUAAAGGCUGCAAAGUGCUGAAAGGCUGUAAGAAGAGAGGCGGAAAGUGCAAGAAGAAGUGCAAGAAAAAUGAAACUCGGUUUAAGAAAGGCUGUAAAGGCCAGAAAUGUGUCUGCUGUGGUAAAAGAUGUAAGGCGAAAAAACCAUGCAAGAAUAGGAACGGGUCGUGUAAGUCGUCGUGUAGAGCUGGGGAGGAAGUCGUUGCUAAUGGUUGUAAAGGAGGCAAAGGGUGCGUGUGUUGUGCCUCAUCCCAGUGCAACGCGAAGACGAACUGCAAGAACUUUGGUGGAAGGUGCAAGUCUGUGUGCAAGGACACGGAGGUCGUGAUCAAGGACGGCUGUGACGGGGACGGCUGUUUCUGCUGUGCCCCAGAUUUCGUGGGUUGUCCGGCCACCAGCGAGUGUCCAGGCCGCUGUACCGAGACCUGUCAAGGGGUGGUCUCCAACGUCCAGUGCCUCGGGGAGAGCUGCACCUGUUGCCUCGACUGCAAAGUGACCCCGAGCUGCGAGAAGCAACACGGCAGCUGCAAGUCAGGUUGUUCCUGUGGUGAGGUGGAAUUGCCUGGAGGAUGUACAGGGAACGGCUGCAAGUGCUGUGUGGCUCAUGUGCCAGCGUGCUCAAGCGGGGACAAGUGUUCAGGAAAUUGUAUGUACGGCCCCUUGUGCACAGGAGAGCUUGGCCCAGGGUCGUGCUCAGGAGAAGCCGGCUGUGCAUGUUGUACGGAGUGCAAUGCAAAGACGAACUGCAAGAACUUUGGUGGAAGCUGCAAGUCUGUGUGCAAGGACACGGAGGUCGUGAUCAAGGACGGCUGUGACAGGGACGGCUGCUUCUGCUGUGCCCCGGAUUUCGUGGGUUGUCCGGCCACCAGCGAGUGUCCAGGCCGCUGUACCGACACCUGUCAAGGGGUGGUCUCCAGCGUCCAAUGCCUUGGGGGGAACUGCACCUGUUGCCUCGACUGCAAAGUGACCCCGAGCUGCGAGAAGCAACACGGCAGCUGCAAGGCAGAUUGUUCUUGUGGUGAGGUGGAGUUGCCUGGAGGUUGUACAGGGAACGGCUGCAAGUGCUGUGUGCCUCAAGUGCCACAAUGCUCAAGUGGGAACCAGUGUUCAGGAACGUGCUUGUACGGGCCCUUGUGCACAGGAGAUCUUCGUCCAGGGUCGUGCACAGGAGAAGUCGGCUGUGCAUGUUGUAGGGAGUGCAAAACGAAGACGAACUGCAAGGACUUUAGUGGAAGCUGCAAGUCUGUGUGCAAGGACACGGAGGUCGUGAUCAAGGACGGCUGUGACGGGGACGGCUGUUUCUGCUGUGCCCCGGAUUUCGUGGGUUGUCCGGCCACCAGCGAGUGUCCAGGCCGCUGUACUGACACCUGUCACGGGGUGGUCUCCAGCGUCCAGUGCCUUGGGGGGAACUGCACCUGUUGCCUCGACUGCAAAGUGACCCCAAGCUGCGAGAAGCAACACGGCAGCUGCAAGGCAGAUUGUUCCUGUGGUGAGGUGGAAUUGCCUGGAGGUUGUACAGGGAACGGCUGCAAGUGCUGUGUGCCUCAAGUGCCACAAUGCUCAAGUGGGGACCAGUGUUCAGGAACGUGCUUAUACGGGCCCUUGUGCACAGGAGAUCUGCGCCCAGGGUCGUGCACAGGAGAAGUCGGCUGUGCAUGUUGUAGGGAGUGCAAAGCAAAGACGAACUGCAAGAACUUUGGUGGAAGCUGCAAUUCUGUGUGCAAGGACACGGAGGUCGUGAUCAAGGACGGCUGUGACGGGGACGGCUGUUUCUGCUGUGCCCCGGAUUUCGUGGGUUGUCCGGCCACCAGCGAGUGUCCAGGCCGCUGUACUGACGCCUGUCAUGGGGUGGUCUCCAGCGUCCAGUGCCUCGGGGGGAACUGCACCUGUUGCCUCGACUGCAAAGUGACCCCGAGCUGCGAGAAGCAACACGGCAGCUGCAAGGCAGAUUGUUCUUGUGGUGAGAUGGAGUUACCUGGGGGUUGUACAGGGAACGGCUGCAAGUGCUGUGUGCCUCAAGUGCCACAAUGCUCAAGUGGGGACCAGUGUUCAGGAACGUGCUUAUACGGGCCCUUGUGCACAGGAGAUCUGCGCCCAGGGUCGUGCACAGGAGAAGUCGGCUGUGCAUGUUGUAGGGAGUGCAAAGCGAAGACGACCUGCCAAAACUUUGAUGGAAGCUGCAAGUCUGUGUGCAAGGACACGGAGGUCGUGAUCAAGGACGGCUGUGACGGGGACGGCUGUUUCUGCUGUGCCCCGGAUUUCGCGGGUUGUCCGGCCACCAGCGAGUGUCCAGGCCGCUGUACUGACACCUGUCAAGGGGUGGUCUCCAGCGUCCAGUGCCUCGGGGGGAACUGCACCUGUUGCCUCGACUGCAAAAUGACCCCGAGCUGCGAGAAGCAACACGGCAGCUGCAAGGCAGAUUGUUCCUGUGGAGAAUUGGAGUUGCCUGGAGGAUGUACAGGGAACGGCUGCAAGUGCUGUGUGCCUCAAGUGCCACAAUGUUCAAAUGGGAACCAGUGUUCAGGAAAGUGUUUGUACGGUCCCUUGUGCACAGGAGAGCUUAGCCCUGGACCGUGCUCAGGAGAAGCCGGCUGCGCAUGUUGCGCGGAAAUCAAAAUUCCACACAGCGGGGUGAGCCUGAUGUGAGAGACCCAGGUGUGUGGAGGUGUUGCAGUGCCUAGUCAAAUGGUUCCUAGUCGCACCAACCCAAGCUGACUAGGUUAGGUUAGGUUAGGUUUGUUUGGGUUAGGUUAAGUUAGGUUAGGUUAGGUCAGGGUUGGGGCUCAUUUGACCUAUAUAUGGGGCAAAACUGUGAUGUACAUCGUUUGACCGGUCAUACACACACUGCAGUUACAGAUGUCAGGUAAAUAUACUAUCAUGAAUAAACGCAAUUCUCCUAUGUACUGUGUUGUGUUCUCAGAGAGUGAGGCAUAACACUCCCUUACCUUGUGACGGAAAUACUCUAGAAACGUGUUUUCGUGAUCAAAGUUGGUUGGAUCACCUCAGUCAUUGUUUAUAUAUGAGGCCCCACGGUACCAGCUGGGUAGUACAGUAUUAUGCCAUUAAAACAUUGGAGACUUGAGGGAGUGUUGAUAGAAAAGGAGCAGUUAAAUAAAGGGAGUAUUUAUAUAAGGAGGAAAGAUAGCAUUCAUAUUGUGGUGAUUUUUAUUACUACAUAUUUGAUCAUAGUGAUUCUCGGAAAUAUAAUAAAAUGUUUUAUUGUCUGAGCUUAUAAAUUACAUGUUAUUUUAUCAUAUUUCAGUGUAGUAGCCUUAGCUGUGCAAUUUUUUUCUUCAAGGUAUUUUGUUUACUGUUUUUUUUAAAGUCAUUUAAGUUCUUCACAGAUGAAUAGUUUUUCAUUUGGUCAACUUUCAGUUGUUUUCAGUAUUCACGUUUGAAUUUUUCCCUUAUGUUUAGUUAUACAGGUUUGCCAAUCAUGCAUUUGUUUCUUUUUUUUAACCGAGUUUUUCUCGUCACUUAUUUACGAUUAUUUUUUCACGGAUUCCUGUGUUUAACCUUUGUGUUGUAUGUAUAGGGCUGGCUGGCUCUCUGGGGCCACCAGUAGGACAUGUUACAACACCUUAACAAUACUUUACAUGAUAACAACAUCCCGGUAACCUAGUCCAGAUGGCGUCCCUUCACAAUGUUUUUAUAAGGCCUGUAUACACCACAACCACCAAUAAAGCACUCACAUUAUA
Homarus americanus (American lobster) is the source of this 4854-nucleotide messenger RNA. RefSeq names its product balbiani ring protein 3-like. The coding region runs from base 188 to 3802 and encodes 1204 amino acids. NCBI's taxonomy places the organism in Eukaryota, Metazoa, Arthropoda, Malacostraca, Decapoda, Nephropidae. The transcript is spliced from 17 exons. The record is from RefSeq and is a predicted model, not a curated record.